AAGGCGCUGUUUGCUGUUAUCUCGCGGCUGUCCCUGGCCGCUGUAGCGUUUGCAGUCUUUGUCCUUUUACUGCGGUGCUAGGAAACCUCAGCGUUUGCAGUCCGGUCUGGGCCCGCGGCGUGGAUUCCGGUCGUGGGGCUCGAGGGCGGUCGGACUCUGCGUAACAGUGCCGCUGACUGUGUAUGCUACUGGGACUAGGAUCCCGAGGCUGGAAAUCCAGCCUCCCAGGAAGCAAUGGCUACCAAGAGUGCUUCCUCAGAAAUCAUAGCAAGACAAAGAACGAAGUUGCUUAAUGUCCUCCAGCAAGACCCCGACUCUCUCUUGGACAUGUUAGCCUCUCAGAGACUGAUUUCUGAGGACGAGUAUGAGAUGCUAGAGCAGAUUCCAGAUCCCCUGAAGAAAAGUCGGAAGCUGUUAAUUGUGAUCCGGAAGAGAGGAGAGGAGAGCUGUCAUUGUUUCCUCAGGUGUUUGUCUGACGUGUUCCCAGAGGCAGCUGCCACUUUGGACUUAAAGCGUGAAGUCGCACAGCAGGGGGCUGAAGCAGCUGUGGGAGUGAGCAGGGGUUCAGCAGACCCCUUUUUCCUUGGAAGGAGAACUCCGGAGAAUGGAGAGAUUGCAGUGCUUUCUGAAGAGAAAGAAUGUGUCUAUUGGGAAAGUAACAACGGGGAAACUGCAGGAUCCUCCAGGGAGAAUCAGGAGGGGUGUGGCACACCACAAAUCAUGGCCCCACGUUCAGUUGGAAGAGCUGAGUAUGACAUUCCAACGGGUAUCACUUACUUAAAUGAUGAGCAAAGAUACGAGGAGCCAGACGAUUCUCUGUACUUAGGAGAAGGGGAAUAUCAAGAGUCUCUUGGGUACCCGGAAGAUAUCGAGACCCUUGUGGAGGAAGGGGCCUCAGAUGACCUACAGUGCUUUGUAUAUGAUGGCGAAGAGGAAGAGGAGCAUGAGGAUGAAGAAACCAUGGGGUUUUCUGAUGAAGAAACCAUGAGAUUUUCAGAUGAAGAAGGUAGCUACGAGGCUCCAGAGAGCGGCAUUUCAUUGGAAGAGGAGGAGGAGCACACUGAAGAAAGAAAAAGAGUGUUCCAUCAUGUCCUGUCCUGUUUGAACAUGGACAGAAGCAGAAAGCUUCUCCCAGACUUUGUGAAGCAAUUUUCCAUAGAUCGACCAAGUGAGUGGACACCUGAGACUCCGGGAGACUUAGCUUGGAAUUUCCUGGUGAAAGUGCAGGCUUUAGACUUGACAGCCAGAGACUUUAUUCUUAAGCCCAAGACGGUGGAUGAAGAGAGCAACGAGGAGUUGCUGGCUGGGAUAGAGAAUUUAGAAAUUGGAGACAUACAAACCAUCAACCCCCUUGAUGUCCUUUGCGCCUGCCUGCUUUGUUCGGACAGCUCUCUGCAACGUGAAGUCCUGUCAAACAUGUACCAGUGCCAGUUCGCUCUUCCUCUCCUGCUGCCAGAUGCAGAAAGCAACAAGAGCAUCUUAAUGCUGGGGGCCAUGAGAGACUUACAGCAGCACCCAGCGCGGUCCUCAGAGGGCCCCCCCAGGGAAACAGAAGCAUUUCUGAGUCUCAGGAAGAUGCCUGUCAUCUCUUUUGUGCGGCUAGGACACUGUAGCUUCUCCAAGUCCAGAAUCCUUAACACAUUGCUCAGCUCCUCCCCACAGAAACCGCACAAAAUCUUUCUCCAUCAGGAUCCGUCCAUUCCUGUGCUUCCUCGGCAAAUUUCUGAUGGCCUGGUGGAGGUGACAUGGUGUUUUCCUGACAAGGAGCUAAGGGGAAAUCCUCAUGUUUUCCAAAAGCCUGUUGCUGUGACCAACCUUCGUGGAGAUCUUGAAAGCUUUUGGACUCAAUUUGGUUUUCUGGUGGAAAUUUCCUCAGCCGUGUUCUUCUUCACCGACUGCCUUGGUGAGAAGGAAUGGGACUUGCUGAUGUUUUUAGGGGAAGAUGCUAUUGAAAGAUGCUACUUUGUCCUUGGUCCUCAGGCCAAGGAGAGUGAAGAGGCUCAGAUUUUCCAAAGGAUCCUGAGACUGAAGCCGUCACAGUUACUGUUUUGGGAAGCGGAGGAAGCUGGGGAUAGAAGGAAGACGCUGGAGGCCCUUCAAGCUGCCCUCCAGGAAGUAAUGUCCCCUUCGCUUAGACAUGUGUCCCUAGAAGAUAUGGCGUCUCUGGCCAGGGAGCUGGGCAUUCAGGUAGACCAAGACUUAGAAAUUCCUCAAGAUAUUCAACUUUCCCCCAGUACGACUGGAGGUGAGAGCCAGCAAACAUGUAGUCAGACAAAAAGCCCAUCUGAAAGCCGAGCUCAGGUGCCAGGCAGAGAGCCUGGAGUGCAAUGUGAGGGCAGGCAGAAUGCUCCGAAUCUGCACCAGACUCCAGUGUUUGUGCCUCCACCAGUAAACCCGUGGCCCCUGCCGACCACAUUUGGAAGUAACUUUUACCACGGGCCCUUGAGAGCCCCUUGGGUUCUGAGCCCCCACUUUGGGUCACAGCAGAGCCCGGCUAAGUGGUUCUAUCCUUUGCCCCAUCAGAAUACAAGGGUACGUGGCAGAGGGAAAAGCUUUGGUCCUCGGAACUUCCAACCCUGGAGAUUUUAUUCAGGGCAAGGAUUCAUGAAAAUUUCAGGAGCUUCUGAGGGGCAUCAUUCGAGUGGAACAUUUGGGAGAUCACAAAGACAAAUUCCUCAUGUGCAGAACCAUCCUGAGAGCCCACAGGUGGUCUCUCAUGUAGAUCACUCACAUUCUCUGGGCUGGCAAGCAAGAACAGUAGCAGGGAAGCCGCAGACUGUGAAAGCCUGUACCCAGGGGGUGCAGCUGAGUGAAGCCUCUAGAAAACCUGCGAGGACAACAUCGCAUAGUAAGUACCCUCACCCUCCGUCCUGUCAGCCAGCAGGAGUCAUUCAAGAACCAAAAAUACCUGUUCGUCAUCAAGGAUCUCAAAGGAUUAAACAGGGAAGGCCUUCAGAUUCAGCUUUCCAGCCAGGCUCUCAGUCCACACCUGAGAGUAAACUUUCAUCUACCUGCCAGUUCAACUUCCAUCAACCCAAGUUCCAGGUCAAACACUUUGAGCCUAAGCCCAUUCAACCUCAGAAAAAAAACCCUCAUCCCCAGCUUUCCCAAGCUAAAGCCCCUCAUUCUCAGCCUUCCCAAGCUAAACCCAGUCAUCCCCAGCCUUCCCAAGCUAAACCCAGUCAUCCCUAUCCUUCCCAAGCUAAACCCACUCAUCCCCAGCCUUCCCAAGCUAAACCCAGUCAUCCCCAGCCUUCCCAAGCUAAACCCACUCAUCCCCAGCCCUCGCAAGCAAAACCCUCCCCAUCCACAUCUACUCAGUUCAAGCCACAUAGACCCCAAUCUAAGCCUUUUCAACCUAGAUCUACUCAGCAUACAUCAUCACAGACUAAACCUUCUCAGGCCAAGGCCCACUACCCACGGGCAGGAAAACGUUGAAGAACAUAUUCCAGAGACCCCCGAAGUAUGUUCUUUGCUUAGGCUAUUUCUCUCAUGUAACAGUCUGAAGAAAAGUUUCAGUGAAAGACUGAUAAAAUGAGCAAAAUCACAAUAAAAAAUUGUGCAAAGUCUAAGUGCACAGCAAAGUACUCUUUAGACAGAAGCAGUCAGAUCUCUGUGUGCCUGAGGCCAACCUGAUCUACAUCAUAACAUAGAAAGUUCUAGAUCAGCCAGAGUACAUGAGAUCUGGCUGAGUGGGAGGAGGGAAGAGCUGGGGAUGGACUUGAUCUUCGUAUACAUGUUUGAGAUUGUCAAAUAAAAAAUGCAAGGUGGAAAAAGAAUAGGACCUAAGGAUAUAUAAAUCAAUUGAAUCCAACCUUCCUUAUCAAGCAAUGUGUGAUUUGACCCCAGGGGAUGGAAUCUUGGGCAUAGCCAUAUUUGUGAGGAAUGGAAUUACAGUAUAAUUGCAAAGUAAUAAAAAUAUGGAGCUAAAAUUGUCUCAGUGUUGAAGAAAAACUGCUUCUGAGGUGCCUUGGUUUUGGGUUUAUUAUCAGCCACUGAGCCGAGACCCUGCACUGUUGGUUAGUUAAAUAAGCUUGUUGAGUACUAGCCCCAAUUUUCAUACCUGAUAAGACUAUCUCACUUGGCUCUUACAUACAGGAAAACAAUGAAUGUUUAUCAAAACACAUCAUUUUAUAUAAACUUUGGAACUGAUUUUUAUAGGUUUCAUACUUUGUAUACAAUAACAAAGAAAAUUUAGCUAAUUAGAGGUCCUGAUAUUAUGAGUUUAAUUAAUUGAAAUUGCUAUAGAGAUGAAUACUUUACAUUGGUAUGGGUCUUGGUCUACUGAUACAAAUUUAAGGUCAGUUUUGUUAUAUGUAUAUUUCUGCUCUUAAUUAAGGUAUUAUGUUUGUGCAACUUAUUUU
This is a messenger RNA of Microtus oregoni (creeping vole), 4364 nucleotides long. It is a transcript of the gene Card6, whose product is annotated as caspase recruitment domain family member 6. Lineage: Eukaryota; Metazoa; Chordata; Mammalia; Rodentia; Cricetidae. The transcript has 4 exons. Gene Ontology annotation, biological process: regulation of apoptotic process. The coding region runs from base 235 to 3438 and encodes 1067 amino acids. The record is from RefSeq and is a predicted model, not a curated record.